This is a messenger RNA of Bubalus bubalis (water buffalo), 8612 nucleotides long. RefSeq names its product NHS like 1 (gene NHSL1). Gene Ontology annotation, biological process: cell differentiation. Lineage: Eukaryota; Metazoa; Chordata; Mammalia; Artiodactyla; Bovidae. The coding region runs from base 2305 to 6315 and encodes 1336 amino acids. The transcript is spliced from 4 exons. The record is from RefSeq and is a predicted model, not a curated record.
GACAGGGAGGCCUGGCGUGCUGCAAUUCAUGGAGUUGCAGAGUCGGACACAACUGAGCAACUGAACUGGACUGAACUGAACUGAAGAUUAUUUUGUUCAUAUAUAAUUAUGUUUGGCUACUGAAUAGUCUGUGUUUUCCUGGAACUUAUCCCAGUAUGUUACUCUCCAAGCAGAAAAGGACUUAUUUAAAGGAAUCUCCUUCUGAAUAAUUUUUGUUGGUUGAUACUGAGAGCAUUACUUUAGGCCUGUCAAGACUUUUUUAAAAAUUCAUAUAUUAAGCCUUAAAACUUAAAGCUUGUAGAUUUCUAUCAUUAUUUUUAUUACAUGUGUCUUUUUAAAAGUUGGAUAGAUCUUAUAGUAUUAUAAGUUAAAGAAAAAAAUGUGUAAUUAUUUUAAAUAAUUUAAGCUUUCAUAUUUAUUUAAAUUAAAAUCAGGUAAAUCUCAUCAAGAUUUUUAGCAGCAGCUGAGUGGACUAUAUUUGUAGUUCUAUUUUUGUAAUUUUUGCUACUUAAGAUAGCAUUCAUCUGUGUCCUGUAAUAAUGUCACACUUUUUGUACUGUGAAAAUAUUGAAGGAUCUGUUUCAGGAAUAGAAUUUCAGUGGUCCCUAUAAUAAAUAAUAUAUGAGUUGUUUUGUAUAUAUAUUUUAGAGGUCUUUAGAAAAACAUUUGAUUUAAAAAUUGUUUUGAACUGUAAGUGGUGAAGAAAUGGCUAUAGUCCCAUUUUCAGAAGUGUAGAAUUCACAUGCAACAUUGUUACCUGAAAGAAUCAGGAUUUUGUUUACGACCUUUAAAGACAUUUAAAAAUCUACCACUGACCUCAUGUAAAAGCUAGUACAAAUUUGAAAGAAAAAGAUAUGAAAAUCCAUAUCAGAAUGAAAUAAGGUGUGCUGAAUGUUUGGAUUGAACUGGUGCAAACUGAUCCAGUCCUCCAAGUCAACCCUCCACCUUCUAAAAGGACUUCCCAGGUGGUGCUAGUGGUAAAGAACCCCCUUGCCAUUGCAGGAGAUGUAAGAGAACUGGGUUCAAUCCCUGGGUUGGGAAGAUCCCCUGGAAGAGGGCAUAGCAGCCCCCUCCAGUAUUCUUGCCUGGAAAAUCCCAUGGAGAGAGGAGCCUGGCAGGCUACAGUCCAUAGGGUCAUGAAGAGUCGGACAUGACUGAAGCGACUUAGCAUUGCACACACUCUAAAAUACUAGACUGCAAAUAUUUGCACCUUUUAUUUUUCUUUGCUUAAAGUGGAUUUUUCUUCUGUUCCCACCCUUUUGCCCACUUCCCCUUUUUCUGAGGGAGAGUGUGCAUGUGACAUGCACACGUGUAGUGCAAGUGUGCAGUAGGUGUACUUGGCAGAGGGUGGGUGGGGGGAAUAGAUUUUCUUUGCCAAAGAUACGAGCACAAAAAUGAUUCUCUGUCAUCACAGUGAAGGAAAUAGCUUUACGCUUGGGAACCUUCAUUGCCGGGUGGCUUCUCCUGUGCAGUUGAUUCAAGACCAUUGCCGCCAUUUUAGCCUGGUGCUUUGCUGUUUGGAUGGGCUAUGCUGUCCAAAUAUGAAGGCUAGUAUAAGUGGGGUAGGGAGGGAGAUCUCGGGAAUCCCAUCAUCACCAGUGUCCUUACGGUGAACAGUGAUGCUUGUGGGCCCUUGUUGGAUAAUAACAACCUAGAAAGAAUUAUGGUUUCACUACUAUUUUUCAAGAUUUAAUUGGUCCUAAUGAUUGCUAUGCAUGGAUUUUUUUUUUCUCUAUACACUUUGAGUAAGUUCUUGGCUUCAUGAUUUUAUUUUAAGCUUCUCUUCUCUCCUAGGUAGCUUGAGAUCUUUACCUACGUGUAAGGAUUUUUUUCAUCCAUUUCCCUCCCUCUCUUUACUGUAAACCCUGCCUCGUGCUGCUGUUGCUGCUGCUUCUUCCUCUUCUUCUUCUUCUUUUAAACAUACUAUUCUUUCUGUUUGGUUGUAAAGCUCCAAGAAAUGAAUAAUCCUAAUUGGAGGAAAUGUUCACUGGAUCAGUUCCUGCUGCCUUUUCCCUCCCCAGAACACAACAGAUUGCUACUGAAUUUUGAAUGUCACUAACAGACAGAUGAUAAUGGCUUAAGAUGGAUAAUGAAAUGUUUGAAACACAGAUGGGCCUGUAAAUCAUUUUUUUCUUUUUCUUAGGACUUCCUUCUGACAUAAAAAUUAAUGUAAUUAAUGCUGUUUUAUACAGAUAUCCCUCCUAAAUGAUACCUCUGUAGCCCUUUUGUUGAGCUGCUACAUUCAUCUGUCUUUGAGAAAGACUGUCACUGCUAGAUGGAUGCUCUGCUCUGUACAGUCACUGGAUGGCUUCGGGAGCCACUGGCCAAGAUGAUGAUGGUGGUCACUCAGCAUACACCCCAGACCACUACUCUACACUCGGAAGGCUCGACAGCUAUCGAUCUACGGGACAGCGCUCAGAAACCAGGGAUUCCAGCUGUCAGACUGAGGAAGUGAAGGUCGUACCACCUUCAAUGAGAAGAAUCAGAGCCCAGAAGGGGCAAGGCAUUGCUGCUCAGAUGAGUCACUUCUCAGGCUCCUCUGGGAACAUGUCAGUGCUGAGCGACUCUGCCGGGGUCGUGUUCCCUUCCCGCCUCAACAGCGACACCGGUUUUCACAGCCUUCCCCGGUCUGGAGCAAGGGCAAAUGUUCAGUCCCUGGAGCCACUGCUGGGCGCCCUGGGCCCUGCGGAAGACCUGGGCGGCGCUUUCCCCUACCAGCAGGGUCACCCACAAGUAGAUGAAGACUUUGGGCAUCUAGGAACUGCCCCGAGGAUGGGAACACUGUUGAGGCCCAAAUCUCAGGAGCUGAGGCACUUCGAGGGUGAAAACGUAACCAGCCCUGCGUGUGUGGUGUCUCCUCACACGAGCUACUCCACCAGCAUCAUCCCAAAUGCCACGCUCUCCUCCUCUUCAGAGAUCAUUGUGAUUCACACUGCUCAGAGCUCAGGGCAGCUGGACAGUAAAAUUACCAGCUCAUCUUCAUACUCAAAGGUCAGAUCCAGAGACCACCUCCUUUCCAGGCAGAAAGAUGGUCAUCAUUCGUCCAGUGCAACCACACUGCUGUCCCUCUGUGACUCCGAAGUCUCUCUAAAUACACCAGCAAAUCGGGAGAAUGGGUCCCAGGCCAUGGCCUAUAACUGUAGAAAUAACCUUAGCAUCCCAGCCCACCCCCAGGAUGUGGACAACAAGAGUGAGUCCAGUUAUUCAAGCAGCCGGGGCCAGGGUGGUAGCGUGGAGCCCUGGGAAUAUGGUGCCUCAGGUAGUGGGCGGGCAUCCCCACUGAAGCCACAUUUGGCAGCUCCUGGUUACUCCACUCCUGCAAGCAACACGAGCAGCUGCAGUUUGGACCAGACCUCUAACAAGGAUGAUACCAGGUCUGUGUAUUCAGAGGACCACGAUGGCUACUCCCCUACUCUGCACCCCGACUCUGGACACAGACCUGGGGACCUGUGCAAUAGUAAUGAUGGCUUUGGGAACCCUAGGCACAGCGUGGUCAAUGUUUUUGAUGGAAGAGCUCAGAGACACCAAGGGGACCGGUCCAAUUGCCAAGACAAAUCCCUCGCGCGAAGCAUUUCUUUGAAGAAAGCCAAGAAGCCUCCCCUGCCACCCUCUCGGACGGACUCUCUGCGCAGGGUUCCCAAGAAGAACGUUCAGUCGAACGGGCAGGUGCUGAACGAGAGCCUGAUCGCCUCUCUCCAGCACUCGCUGCAGCUGAACCUCCCGGGCAAGGGCGGCAGCUCGCCCUCCCAGAGCCCCUGCAGUGAUUUCGAAGAACCGUGGCUGCCUCGCUCCCGCAGCCAGAGCACUGUGAGCGCCGGCAGCAGCCUAACCUCCGCCACGGCCCCCAACGUCUACUCCGUGUGCGGGCUCACGCCGGCACAGAGCGACACGAGCAGCGUCAAGUCCGAGUACACAGACCCGUGGGGUUACUACAUUGACUACACGGGAGUGCAGGAAGAUCAGGGGAACACAGGCAGGGCCGGUCCGGCCGGCAGCACAGCAUCACCUGGAAGUGGGCCGGGCCGCCAUCUCCUGGAGGGGUCCCGGGCUGCAGUACCCCCAGUGCCCGGUGGCGCCGUCAAACCAAAGAUCACAUCGCCGGAGAAGUCGCACAGAGUCACUUCUCCAUCCAGUGGGUAUUCCAGUCAGUCGAACACGCCCACCGCUCUCACCCCUGUGCCUGUGUUCUUAAAAUCAAUGUCACCAGCCAAUGGGAAGGGGAAGCCCAAACCCAAGGUGCCAGAAAGGAAGUCGUCUCUUGUAUCUUCAGUAUCCGUCUCUUCCUCCUCCACGUCUCUUUCCUCGAAUACUUCCACUGAAGGAAGCGGGACGGUGAAGAAGCUGGAUUCAGUGCUGGUGUCUCCGCUCGCGGCUGGUCCUCACGCUUAUCCUCCAGCCCCUUGUCCCGCUGACAAGUCUCCUUUCCUCCCUCCCCCGCCGCCUCUGGCAGAUUUCUCCGAGGGCUCACCUCUGCCUCGCUCUCCCCCCUUCCCCCCUCCGCCACCAGAAGUGCUCACUCCCUUCUGUGCCCCUACCGACGCCUGCUUUCCUCCGCCCCCUACAGCGCUGAGCGCCCCUUUUCUGGAUUCAUCUGACUCCCUGCCACCUCCGCCACCUGCCUUAACCCCCUCAGUGCCCCCGCCUGCCCCACCGCUUGACCCCAAAUUGAUGAAAGAUGCCAGGCCUUCUUUCAAGAAACCUGGCCAGCCAGAGCCCUCCCGGGAGGCCUGCAGACAGUCUUCCAUCAAGGAGGAGGGCAGCAGACUCCCCAGGCCCCUGAUCACCACCGAAGCGUUGCAAAUGGUGCAGUUGAGGCCGGUGAAGAAGAACUCAGGAACCGAGGUAGCCCCCUCACAGGAACACGCAUCUCAGGAAAAACGAACUCCGGUUGUUUCCCAGUAUCAUUUAAAGCCAUCUGCUUUCCUGAAAUCCCGAAAUAGCAUACAUGAAAUGGAGAGUGAAAGCCAGCCUGCCUCCGCGAGGAGCUCGCUCCCGACUCCUGCCAAGAGCUCGACUCAGGGUCACCAGGACAGUGCAGCCGAGCAUGGCCUCAGGAGCCACAGCCCGGCCGGGGAGGCGGAGGCCGGAGCAGGUACCACCCCGCCCCUCGGCCCGUCGCCCAGCAGGAAGCCGCCCCCCAUUUCCAAGAAGCCCAAACUAUUCCUCGUGGUGUCACCUCCGCAGAGGGAUUUCACGGCGGAGCCCGCAGAGAACGUGAGCGUGGCAUCUCCCAGCCCCACGAGCGGAGAGGCACGAGAGAGGGGUGCAGCAGGGGCUGGUUCUGAUGACACCGACUUUGGCAGCUCGGUGGUUCUUGUGGGAGGAGCUGCAGGAUCCGAGUCCCCGGGCAGAGUGGAAGCCAAUGUCCCCAUGGUGCCAGCCCCUGCGGAGGAGCCGGGUGCCAGGAACGGUGUGGAGCGCUGCCUGCCUCCGCAGGACCCAGGGCCUGGGGUGCCGGAGGCUGAGACAGCCACUUCUUCCUCAGAGACCUGUGACUUCCUUAAGGACGACGGGGGUGAUGAGGUGAUGACCCCCAGUAGACCCAGGACCACAGAAGACCUUUUUGCAGCUAUUCACAGGUCUAAGAGGAAAGUCCUUGGCCGUAAAGAUUCAGAGGAUGAUCACUCCCGAAACCAUUCUCCCUCCCCACCAGUGACACCUACUGGUGCCGCCCCCAGCCUGGCCUCCCAGAAGCAAGUGGGGUCCAUUCAGAGAAGCGUCCGGAAGAGCAGCACCAGCAGUGACAACUUCAAAGCUCUGCUGCUGAAAAAGGGGAGUCGCUCGGAUACCAGCGCCCGCAUGUCAGCAGCAGAGAUGCUCAAAAACACAGACCCUAGAUUCCAGAGGUCAAGGUCGGAGCCAUCGCCAGACACGCCCGAGAGCCCAUCAAACUGCUCCCCGAGCAAGAACAGGAGGGCGCAGGAGGAGUGGGCCAAGACCGAAGGCUUGAUGCCUCGGAGUCUGUCCUUCUCCGGCCCCAGGUACGGCCGCAGUCGAACGCCGCCUUCUGCCGCCAGCAGCAGGUACAGCGUGCGGAACCGGAUCCAGAGCAGCCCCAUGACCGUCAUCUCGGAGGGCGAAGGGGAAGCCACGGAGCCCAUAGACAGCACGGCUCUUCGGGCCCCGGGUGCUACAAGGGGGUGUUCGCUGGAUGGACUGGCAGGGGGUGGUGUGGAUGAGGGCGGCCUGCUCUGUGCCGGGGGACCCGCUGCCCCGCUGGGGGCCCAGGCUCCUGGUCCGGCAGUGGGGCUGCCCAGCGCAGAGGGCAGGGGCCCUUCAGAACCUCGAGGCGGUCUCGCCGGGGAUAAGAGUUAGGGGCAAGAAGCUCCCAGGUGAUGUGGGGAGAUGUGCAGCACAUGGCUGUAGGAAGCCUGACAGGUCCCCUGCCCUGCCUUGUCCCGUGAUCCCGCUCAGCAUCUGUGCUGUGGGCCCGGGCACUGCCAGCCUCGCCGCGGAGGGGAAGGGCUAUUGAGGACUCACGUGGCACUUGCCCUGUGGCUUAAACGCAAGUAGAAGCUUAACUUCUGAAAGUGCUUCCUGGGGAAGAUUUUUUUUUUUUUUUUCUAAAUGCUGGGUGUGUGUGGAAGGAUGUGCAUGUGUGUGUGCAUUCAGAACACUUUUUACAUUAAACACACACACACACACCACCACCACCACCACCACCACCAGCAUGUACAGAAAUAGGAGAGAGCUGUUAAGCUAGGUAGAGUAAUGGAGCCUUCUGGGCUAGGUGGUAAUUGCUUUAAAAGUAUCAUGUUUAUGGAAAUUAGUUCCAGGGAGAGAACCAUUACUUCUAGGAAAGAGGGGGUAGGUUUGCUGGUUCUGAGCACAUGGGGGUAUGGGCUUUCCAGGCGAGCGGGUUGUGGUUACCCCCGAAAGUUGGAAAAGGGCUAAGCGACUAAUUGGUUCAGGUACUUCCUUUUUUGUAAAAACGACAGACGUGUGGACAUGGCAGUGCUGUAACUCAGGGUCUGCUGCUGUGCAGCGGAGACACCACUCCUAGCCUGGUUGGAAGGAAUGUGGGUCAUUUUCAAAUGCCUUGCCUCCCUGAGUAGCAGCUGAGACCUCCUUGGAGAACAGGAAUGACAGGGGCCCAUGCAGAGAGGGUAAUGGAGAUGAGAGUAGGGGAGAGGAAUAAGUGAUACACUGCUGGAAUUUGGUUCCUGCUUAUUCAAUAAAAUUAUUUUUCAGAAUUAAACUUUAAAACUUGCACUACAGAACUGUGGGUGGAGCCUUUCCUUUUACAACUGUUUUCUUUUCUUUGUUUUUUUUUUACACCAGAGUUUAAACUUCCAUUUGGUAAUUUCUUAUCACUUGAAAUGUCAACAUUUGCUAACUUUUGGUUACACCAAAGAAAAAGUUAAUGCUAUUUUUCCUUGAACUGCCUGCAGUAUCAUGUCCUCACUUAGAAAGGUUUAUCAAAAUCUAUUAUAUACUAUCUUACUUGGAAGAAAAUGCUGACUAGCUCUUUUUGGUCAAAUAAACUGAUAAGCAUUGGCAGGGCUUGGCUCCUAAUUAGCCCCGAGCAAUGAGUUUUUAGAUUAAAAAGAUUUUUUGCAUCAUUUGGUUUGUGUGUUUUUAUAUUUUUUAUAAAUAAUUGAAUUUGGCUAAUUACCUUCUAAUCUUCUCUGGUUAGAAUUUUAACACUUUUAGAUGUGGAAGAAAAGUGUGUAAAGUAUUUAUUUUUAUGUGAUAUUCUUGUGACCACUUCCUCCCAACUGUCGUGUACAUAAACUUCUUUAUUUGUUGGUUCAAUAAAAUCAGAGUCUUGUGUUCUUCAUCAGAAGGACCUCAGAUGAGCGUACUGAGAUCAUUGGCCUAAAGACAGUGCGGUUGCCGAUUACCAUCUUUUUUGUGUGACAGUAUCAUGUAAAAGCUGGACUGCACAGGCCCAGUCAUCGCAAGGUUUACACUCUAAAGCGUGACAAACCCAUUUCAGAUGCAUCUUUGAAACAAAAAUAAAUCUAAAGAAUUGAGACUCCUAUUCUCUGAAGAAAGCAAAACACGUCUUUUCACACCACCAGAUAUCAAAACCUGAUACUUGGCCAAGAGCAAAAGGACUGUCUACCACUUGGAGCAAGUGUAUUCUACAUUGGGCACAAGAAUCUUUUAUCCUCAAUUUCAGAAAAAUGACAUUGGCUCUCGGAUAUGAAAUCGUCUCAUAGCUACCUAAAAAAGAUUAAAAUGUACUUGGCUAUCAGAAAACAAAUUUAAUAUAUAAAUCAUUUAUGUUGAAGGUAAGAUAAGUACCCUCGAAACUAAUGAUAAAACUUUUUUUUAAUCCCAUUUGUAAAGGAAAAAUAUACUAGGUUUUUUCAUUCGCUUUGAAUAAAACAAUUGUAAAGUAAAUAUUUGAACCUUUUUUGUUCUUGUUGUUUGUACAUGCAUUUUUGAAUGAUGAGUUAGGUCUUCUUGUACCAAACUGCUGAGUGCUUUGCUGGAUACAGAGCAGCAGUGAGGACCAGAAAGUGCCCGUGGGAGGUGAGGACCUAACAGAGAAGAGAGAGAACAUCACAGACACGGUGGAUGGUGUCAUCUAAAAGGACAGUGGGAAAAGCAACUCUUAAGUGAUGUCUUGUGAACUUUUGAAUAAAAUCCCAAUAAUGUGUUGA